Messenger RNA from Capsicum annuum, 993 nucleotides. RefSeq names its product zinc finger BED domain-containing protein RICESLEEPER 2-like. The record is from RefSeq and is a predicted model, not a curated record. Gene Ontology annotation, molecular function: DNA binding; protein dimerization activity. Bases 1 to 993 code for a protein of 330 amino acids. NCBI's taxonomy places the organism in Eukaryota, Viridiplantae, Streptophyta, Magnoliopsida, Solanales, Solanaceae. The transcript has 3 exons.
AUGAGGUGGAACUCCACAUAUUUGAUAUUGAAUAGGGCAGUUGAGUGUGAAAAUGGGUUGAUGAGUUAUGUUUAUUGUGACAUUGGCUUAUCACAUUACCUUCAGUUUGUUAAAGAUGAAGAGAGAACUGUUGUCGGUGCAUUUUCGAGUGAUGACUGGGACUAUGUGAAGAAAAUUGCCAAUUUUCUUCAAAUUUUUUAUGAUCUAACGAAAGAAUUGAUAUCGAGUGACGAUGAUGGUGAUGAUCUUUUGGGUAAAAUUACAUCGAAUAUGAAAGAAAAGUUUGAUAAGUAUUGGGGUAGUCCAAAGAAAAUGAAUAAGAUGAUUUUUAUUUCAUGUGUUCUGGAUCCUCGGCACAAGUUUGUUUCAGUUGGUUUUGCUCUUCAAAUGAUGUUUGGGAAAGAAGAAGGACUAAUUUUAGAGAGCGAGGUGAAAGACUACAUGAAUUUGAUGUAUGGUGAGUAUGUAAAGGACUUUUCAAAAGAUAAAGAUAGUCAACAUUAUUCAUCUUCAUCUAGCUCUUUAUUUGAAAAUUCUAGUUCACUGCCUUCGAUUUUAGGUAGUACUAUUCAAUCGAUAGGGUUUUUAGGGUCAUUCAUGGAUGAUCUAAUGAAACAUAAAGCUAGAAAUAUAACAACGGUUAAAACAGAAUUGCAAAAGUAUCUUAAUGAAGCAAAUGAAGGUGAAACCAAGAACUUCAACGUCUUGUCUUGGUGGAAAAUACAUUCAUCCAGAUUUCCUAUUCUUGCUGAGAUGGCUCGGAAUGUGUUAUCUAUUCCCAUUUCAAGCGUGGCAUCCAAGUGUGCAUUUAGUACCGGUGGACGUAUCUUUGAUUCAUUUAGGAGUUCAUUAACUCCUAAAUUGGUACAAAUUCUAGUGUGCCUUCAAGAUUGGAUUCGGAGUGAAUCACAACCUGUUAGUAUUGAGGAAGAUAUAGAUGUUCUCGAAAAGCUUGAACAAGAAUUGGCUAAUACUAGCAUUCUUGAUGAUUGA